UGCUGAGAGGGGUGGGGUGGUGGUGGUGGUGGUGGGGGGUGAUCUGUUGUGAAUGAGUGAGGCAGCAGAGCAGCUGAGUGAGACUAACAAGUGGUUGCCAUGCAGCAGGAGCAAGCGUGCGUGCUUCUAGAGGGAGAGAUAGAGAAACAGAAUGAUAAUGAGCAGGAGGCAGCAGCGAGUAAAGCGGCGCUAGGACAGGAGCUGCAUCUCUCAGGAGGAACACGUAGAACAGAUUGAUCCGGCCCUUCGCCUCCGCUCCGCUGUUUUUACCUUCAGCUUUUUUUGUUGUUUUUUUUUUUUUUUUUGCUCUAAUGUGAGCUGCUAGCCUUGCGCAUCCAGCAUACCAGCAAUGGAUGGAUUAUUGGACACAUGUCUGAGAGCUCAUGGGGGGAGGAGGAAUAGUUGCUUGCAGGAAUCCGCAGCAACAGGUCUGUAAGGAUGGCAUGGAAACGAUGGUGACAUGCAGGCUCCUAAACGCCUGACCCCGUCUGAGGAGAGAUGAGGCACCUGGAGGUGGGCUUACCAUGAGCAGCAUCCACUUCAACCACUCCCUUGCUGCCAUGAGUGGAAACGACAUAAUGGCGCACUCUCUGACUCUGGAGCAGAAGACGGCGUUUGCCUUUGUGGGGAUGCUGUUGGUGUUCUUGGGACUGCUGAUAAUACGCUGCUUCAGGAUCCUGCUGGACCCCUACAGCAGCAUGCCCUCCUCCAACUGGGCCGAUGGCAUCGAGGGGCUGGAGAAAGGGACGUUCGAGUACGCCCUCACUUAACGAUGGGACACAAACACAAAAAAAAUAAUAAA
Messenger RNA from Fundulus heteroclitus (mummichog), 802 nucleotides. It is a transcript of the gene ctxn2, whose product is annotated as cortexin 2. The transcript has 2 exons. The record is from RefSeq and is a predicted model, not a curated record. The coding region runs from base 525 to 770 and encodes 81 amino acids. Lineage: Eukaryota; Metazoa; Chordata; Actinopteri; Cyprinodontiformes; Fundulidae.